AAUCUUCACCUACCCUCAGACGAGCGAUGAUCCUGAUCCGCGCGGGCGUGAUCCAGGUGGCCAACCCGGAGUUCGCGGUGGAGACGACGGAGUGGUACAACUACCCGUCGUUCGUGGACCAGCUGGCCGCGUUCGUGGUGCAGCCCAAUGACAUCUCGCUGGUCAAGGCGCCGGUCGACAUACCCUACACAAGGCUAACGCAGCCGAUCCGCAUCGCACCACGGGCCGACGCUCUCCGCAACUACGACGGAGAGAAGCUCAUCGCUAGCGGCCACGGAGUCACCAUGACUGGGGGCAGCGUGCCUGUCAACCUGAACUGGGUGUACCUGCGAGGCAUCGACAACGAGCAGUGCGAGGGCACGUUCGGCACCGCCCUUAUCACCGACAACGCCGUGUGCACGCGCUCCUACAACGUCACCAGCCAGUCCACUUGCCACGGCGACAGCGGAGGUCCUCUGGUGCUGGUGGGCAGCGAUGGAGUCCCCACCUUGAUCGGCGUGGCUUCCUUCGUGGCCGGCGCCGCGCACGGCGGCUGCCACUCCGGACUACCCGCGGCAUUCGUCCGCACCAGCCCAUUCCACGACUGGUAUACCGACAUCACCGGCAUCGACUUUGAUACACUGAGCGACGGCGAGACUGAGUCGCCGCCCACUGACGCUCCCACCACCACCCCUGAGCCUACCACGACUCCUGGGCCUACCACCACUACUCCUGAGCAUACCACCACUACUCCUGGGUCUACCACCACUACCCCUGAGCCUACCACCACUACUCCUGAGCAUACCACCACUACCCAGGCCCCUGUGACUACCCCUGAGCCGGAAGAAUCGGAAGAAUCACCAGAAGAAUCUGAAGAAAAACCGGAAGAAUCGGAAGAAACACCGGAAGAAUCGAACGAAUCAAAUGAUGGCUCCGAAGAAGAUUCCAGCGAUGUAGAUUCAGACGAAGACGAGGAUGACAAAGAAUUAUCUGAGCUUCUCAAGAAACUGGAAGUGCUCGUGAAAGUCAAGGUCAAGAUGAGCAAGCACGGCAACAAACACGUCAUCAACCACGACAAGCACAUCACGCACCGACACUAACCUAAUAAAAGUGUGUUGAAAACUUGUUUAAGGCGGGUUUUAGAAUCGCGCUGACCGCUCGCUGAUCAUCGGCGCUGACAGAUCAAUAUGUAUGUAAUUGAAGGGAACGUUCCUGAGUGACGCUGAUCGCUCGGCGCCGACGCUUCAUACAUUUCGGCUAUCAGCGCUGACGGUCAGCGUGCGUCAGCGUGACUCUAAAACCAGCCUAAAAGACAGACACGUGAAAAUAACACCCCUCUCUUCCGUCGGGGGUUAGACGCUUGUAUAGAAAGUUAACUUAUAGUUAUGAAUAAAAUGGUAUUAUUUAUUUCUGUUUGUAAUCGCUACGUCAUAA
Ostrinia furnacalis (Asian corn borer) is the source of this 1413-nucleotide messenger RNA. Its product is annotated as transmembrane protease serine 9-like. Gene Ontology annotation, molecular function: serine-type endopeptidase activity. The transcript is spliced from 5 exons. Gene Ontology annotation, biological process: proteolysis. The record is from RefSeq and is a predicted model, not a curated record. The coding region runs from base 27 to 1079 and encodes 350 amino acids. NCBI's taxonomy places the organism in Eukaryota, Metazoa, Arthropoda, Insecta, Lepidoptera, Crambidae.